AUGUCUGACAAUGUGGGCCUCACGACGCCGCGCGGCAGCGGCACUUCAGGCUACGUCCAGCGCAACCUAGCCUACCUCAAGCCCCGCGACCGCGCCGCCCCCUACCCCAAAGACUUCGACAGCAUGCGCCACCGGCAACGGCAGCCGGACAAGGAGAUCCUGGAGCACGACCGCAAGCGGGAGGUCGAGGUCAAGGUAUUUGAGCUGCGGGACCGGCUGGAGGACGAAGGGGUGGAUGAAGACGAGAUCGACACGCAGUGCGACAAGCUCCGAAAAGAACUGCUGGCCAAGAUGGAGAAGGGAGUCAAGGACUCGAUGCCUAAGAGGGCCCUCAAGCAGUACCAGGUCCACGAGAUGGCCGAGGCGAAGAUCAAGGAGAGCGAGAGGUUGCGGAGCGCGCUCAAGAUUAGCAAGGAUUACCAGGAGGGCAAUCACUGGAAGAGGCAGGAGGAGCGGCUGAAGAAGGCGCUGGAGAAGGACGAU
Molecule: messenger RNA, 483 nt
Organism: Pseudomassariella vexata
Lineage: Eukaryota; Fungi; Ascomycota; Sordariomycetes; Amphisphaeriales; Pseudomassariaceae
Product: cwf21 domain-containing protein
Exons: 2
Source: RefSeq, a predicted model, not a curated record